Molecule: messenger RNA, 987 nt
Organism: Paraphaeosphaeria sporulosa
Lineage: Eukaryota; Fungi; Ascomycota; Dothideomycetes; Pleosporales; Didymosphaeriaceae
Exons: 1
Coding region: 1-987 (328 amino acids)
Molecular function (GO): mRNA binding
Source: RefSeq, a predicted model, not a curated record
AUGAGCAACAGAGACAACCUGCAGCCGCACCCGUCGCUGCCUGCGCGCCCGCCGCCGCCAACUUACUCUGCACCGCCCGUCAGGAACAACAGCGCCGGGCGCAACACCGCGGCUUUCGCUGGCUUCGCGCCGCGAUCAGUCGUUGCCCAGGCUCCUCCUUCGCAGGCGUCUGCUGCAUCUCCAACCAUGUACUCUCAGCCGACUGUGAGCGCCCCUUACCAAGCUACAGCUUACCCGUCCAAUAAUACUUACUACAAUCCCUAUCAAGCCUAUGGCGCACAAGCUCCGGUGGCAGCGGCAGCAUACGCGCCUCCCGCAGGUCUGAACACAGCCCGAGGCAACUAUGAUCCAGAAGAGGAGGCGCGCAUGGCUGAGUGGAACAGCGCAUACACCCGCGAUGACAACGCAAAAAAGCCCAGCAACAUCGCUGCUGCUGCUGCGCGCGUUGAGGCCAGCUCGGCGCAAGAUGGCGAAGCCGGCGCAGGCGGCACCGGCAAGCAGAAGACAGUCGUUCGGGAAGGCGGUGGAAAGCAAUGGGAAGACCAGUCACUUCUUGAAUGGGACCCUCUUCACCCGCGCCUCUUCAUCGGCAAUCUGGCUGGCGAAGUCACAGACGACUCGCUCCUCAAAGCGUUCUCCAAGUAUCCCUCGGUGUCGAAAGCGCGCGUAGUCCGAGACAAGCGCACCACGAAGAGUAAGAGUUACGGUUUCGUGAGCUUUUCGAAUACCGAUGACUACUUCCGCGCUGCGAAAGAGAUGCAGGGCAAAUACAUUGGUAGUCACCCCGUCCUCAUCAAGCGUGCUACCUCAGAAGUCAAGGCCACGACGAAGCGAGACGACAAGCAUGGGAAGCACAGCAAGAACCGCAACAAUAACAACAACAAGAAGCAGCAACAGAGCGAGCCGAAACCAACUUUCACCGGCCAGCUUAUGAGUGCUGGAAUACAGAAGAAGGGCAAGAACAACGGACCCAGGAUGCUUGGCUGA